AUGGUCGUGCGCUCGGGCGUCCCUCUCGGGCAGGCGGUCGCCGCGUCCCUGGGAGUCGGUUGCGCGGAGCCCGCGGCCUGUGCGCGGCGGCCGGUCAGCGGGAGCGGCUGGGGUGAUCCGCGGGCCCCCCGGCGGCUGCACGAGGCCUCGGGCCGGGAACAGCUGCGGCGGGCGCGGCUCGCCCACGGGGACAUGGGGACAGCGCUCACCGCGGCCCGAGGGGGCCGCCUCGCCCCAGGGAGGCCCCCGCCGCGGGGCAGCGCGGGCUGGGGCCGGCCAUGUGCCUCCAAGGUCGAAGGCGGGGCCUGCGAGGAGCCGCAGCCUGGGUCGGCGGUGGUGGGCAGCGGGCGAGGCCAGCGCUGCCGUGGCCGCUGCCCUGCUGGGCAGUCGGUUCCGGUGGUCCAGCUGCUUCGAGGUGGCCUUCGUGUGGACGGCCGCACAUCUCUGGCCCGAGGCGGAGGUCCUGGUCCAGAGUCCAGGGUCCUCCUGCUGACCUGGGCUGUUCCUCUGGCCACCGGCCGCCCCCCAGGCCUGGGCCCCGACGAACAGAAGCCGUCUCCGCUGGUCAAGAGCCCCAGGCAGCGUCUCACCAUGGACGUGGAAGACGAAGAGAACAUGAGUAAGGCCGGCUGCCCGGCUCAGCCGCCCCGCGGGGCUCUGUGGGCUGGGGGCGCCCUGCGCUGGGGCCGCCCACAGAAGCCGAGUGCCUGGCAGAGGCCAGCACGAGCGUGUGCCCAGGACACAGCCCCUGCGUCUCCCAGCCUGGCCCCACAGCGUGCGAGCCGGGUGCCCGUGGCUGCCUGUGCCGAGGCCGAGUGGGCUGAGUCCCGGGGCCGGGGUGGGAGGUUCCAGCAGCACAGGGGCCGAGGAGCCCUGCGGCCCGGGCAGCGGGCCCCCCGGGGCAGCGGCGCCCCGGGGCCCGGCGAGGGCGCCCCGCUCUCCAACGGGGGCGGCGGGGGCAGGAAGCGGCCCCUGGAGGAGGGCAGCAACGGCCACGCCAAGUACCGCCUGAAGCGGAGGAGGAGGGCGCCGGGGCCGGCGCUGCCCAAGAACGCGCUGAUGCAGCUCAACGAGAUCAAGCCCGGCCUGCAGUACACGCUGCUGUCCCAGACGGGGCCGGUGCACGCGCCCCUCUUCCUCAUGUCCGUGGAGGUCAACGGGCAGGUGUUCGAGGGCUCUGGCCCCACCAAGAAGAAGGCCAAGCUGCAGGCGGCCGAGCGCGCCCUGCGCUCCUUUGUGCAGUUCCCCAACGCCUCGGAGGCGCACCUGGCCAUGGGCCGCGCCCCGUCCGCCCACACGGACUUCACCUCGGACCAGGCCGACUUCCCCGACGCGCUCUUCAACGGCUUCGAGACCCCCGACAGGACGGAGCUGCCCUUCUACCUGGGCGCCAACGGGGACGCCCCGCUCAGCCCCGGCGACCUGGGCCUGGCUGCCUCGCCCGCGCCCGCCGGCCUGGCGCAGCCGCCCCCGCCCGUGCCGCCGCCCUUCCCCCCGCCCAGCGGCAAGAACCCCGUGAUGAUCCUGAACGAGCUGCGGCCGGGCCUCAAGUACGACUUCCUGUCCGAGAGCGGCGAGAGCCACGCCAAGAACUUUGUCAUGUCCGUGGUGGUGGACGGCCAGUUCUUCGAGGGCUCUGGCCGGAACAAGAAGCUGGCCAAGGCGCGGGCCGCGCAGUCCGCCCUGGCGACCAUCUUCAACCUGCACCUGGACCAGACGCCGUCCCGCCAGCCAGUGGCCAGCGAGGGCCUGCAGCUGCACACCCCUCAGGUGCUGGCAGAUGCCGUGGCCCGCCUGGUUCUGGAAAAGUUCGGUGAUCUGACGGACAACUUCUCCUCCCCUCACGCCCGCAGGAAAGUCCUGGCCGGAGUCGUGAUGACCACAGGCACCGAUGUCAAGGACGCCAAGGUGAUCAGCAUCUCCACGGGGACCAAGUGCAUCAACGGGGAGUACAUGAGUGACCGCGGCCUGGCCCUCAACGACUGCCACGCGGAGAUCAUCUCCCGCAGGUCCCUGCUGCGCUUCCUGUACACGCAGCUCGAGCUGUACCUCAACAGCAAGGACGACCAGAAACGGUCCAUCUUCCAGAAGUCGGAGCGCGGGGGCUUCCGGCUGAAGGACUCGGUGCAGUUCCACCUGUACAUCAGCACCUCGCCCUGCGGGGACGCCAGGAUCUUCUCGCCGCACGAGCCGAUCCUGGAAGAGCCCGCAGACAGACACCCGAACCGCAAAGCCAGGGGCCAGCUGCGGACCAAGAUCGAGUCGGGGGAGGGCACCAUCCCGGUGCGCUCCAACGCCAGCAUCCAGACCUGGGACGGCGUGCUGCAGGGCGAGCGGCUGCUCACCAUGUCCUGCAGCGACAAGAUGGCCCGGUGGAACGUGGUGGGCGUGCAGGGCUCCCUGCUCAGCAUCUUCGUGGAGCCCAUCUACUUCUCCAGCAUCAUCCUGGGCAGCCUCUACCACGGCGACCACCUGUCGCGCGCCAUGUACCAGCGCAUCUCCAGCAUCGAGGGCCUGCCGCCCCUCUACACCCUCAACAAGCCCCUGCUCAGCGGCAUCAGCAACGCCGAGGCGCGGCAGCCGGGGAAGGCGCCCAACUUCAGCGUCAACUGGACGGUGGGCGACUCGGCCAUCGAGGUCAUCAAUGCCACGACGGGGAAGGACGAGCUGGGCCGAGCCUCCCGCCUGUGUAAGCACGCGUUGUACUGUCGCUGGAUGCGUGUGCACGGCAAGGUCCCCGCCCACCUGCAGCGCUCCAAGAUCGCCAAGCCGCACCUGUACCACGAGUCCAAGCUGGUGGCCCGCGAGUACCAGGCGGCCAAGGCCUGCCUGUUCAGGGCCUUCAUCAAGGCGGGGCUGGGCGCCUGGGUGGAGAAGCCCAACGAGCAGGACCAGUUCGCCCCGACGCCCUGAUGGGCCACCAGGACUUCUCGCUGGGCCGGGCAUGUCGAGGGCUCCCGCCGAAGGGGGCUGGGGUGCCGCGGGGCCUCGCUCUCUGCGGCUGCAGCCCCCGAAUUAGCAGCAGCUGCUUCCAGCCUCAGUUCACGUCUAGAAACCGAGUUCUACUGAGUAGGGCUUCCUCGCGUUAGCAAAGUAGACUUUGUGUGAAACCCUCGAAUAAAUAAUUUA
Messenger RNA from Talpa occidentalis (Iberian mole), 3129 nucleotides. It is a transcript of the gene ADARB1, whose product is annotated as adenosine deaminase RNA specific B1. Gene Ontology annotation, cellular component: cytoplasm; nucleolus. The record is from RefSeq and is a predicted model, not a curated record. The transcript is spliced from 14 exons. Lineage: Eukaryota; Metazoa; Chordata; Mammalia; Eulipotyphla; Talpidae. Bases 1 to 2913 code for a protein of 970 amino acids. Gene Ontology annotation, molecular function: double-stranded RNA binding; double-stranded RNA adenosine deaminase activity; tRNA-specific adenosine deaminase activity. Gene Ontology annotation, biological process: RNA processing; adenosine to inosine editing.